AUGCGGAUGCCGCGACCAGACACCUGGCGAUGCACAUGCGAGUUUUUCGAGGUAUACAACGAGCAGAUCAGGGACCUACUGCAGCCUGGCCAUCCGAAGCAUGGAGCUCGUAUUGAAGGCUUGACGCUGCCUCUAGCUCAGGAAGAACAGGUGCUGUUCAACCUUGCUUUGCUGCUUUCCAAAGUGUCCGUCGUGAGCUCUGCAGAGGAAGUGAUGGAACUCCUGAACUUUGGCAACCAGAUGCGCACUGUGGACACUAUGACUUCGGAACUUCGACAGAAGGGCGACAACUGCGACUUCGAGCACACAGCCUCGAAUGCCGUGGUGCGGCCUGAAGUGCAGAGCCAAGAAGAUGCGAUGUUGAUUGCCAGACCCUUGAAGCCGCGACGGCUAUCCUUUUCGGGGAGCACUGCCAGCGGCAGUGGGUCCUUGAGUUUGGAUGACCUUGCCACGCCACAGACUACCGGAGGUCUGGACGAUGCCUUGGAGGUUGACCUGCGCAUGCCGCAUGGCCCACCCCCUGGGAUCUUGGAUCCACCCGGUGGCAGUGGCAGCCCACGCGGGGCGCCCCACGUUGCAGCGCCGGCGCUGCUAGCGAUGCCCGCCCCACCGCACUCAGAGAAGCCUGGGCCAUGUCAACUCUCAGAGUUGUUGCCUGCCCCAUCGGCCUAUGCGUCUUGGCCAGUGACGCCAGUUUCGGUGCCGCCCACUCCUAGCAGAGGCAUGCCAGCCGUUCCGGUGCUGGCCAGUGGCCCACCGACACCUUCAGGGGCCGCACCCGUCGCCUUUGCGGAUGCCUCGAAUCGCACGUUCCACCACAGAGCAGAGCAUGCAGCUUCCGAUGAGGAUGCCCUUCUGGUGCAAGCUCUAUCAUUGCUCAACAGCCUGCUCAGUGGACCCACCAUUCCGACCCUGCCGCCGAGCGUGUGCUACGGCGGGCUGAAAGUGUCUAAGGCUAUAUCAGAAGCACUCGGGUCAGAGGCAUGCAAGGUGCAGGCCGCGGCAGAAGGCCACGGCGAAAAUCCCGUCAAGGUGCUGCUGCCCCACUACCCCAUUCACCCGAACAUCCUCAGCAUCGACCACACGCAGCCAGCAAAGCUCCGAGACCCUGAGGCCAUCGACGAAGCAGAUGAGGUGGCCAAUGUGGCCAAGCAGCCAUACGGCCACAUGCUAAACUAUCCUGGGAUGGCGGGGCCGCCUCGACCGCUCCAGACCCCUCCCGGUGCUCAUGCCAUGGCACCUCCAAUGCCAGUCAUUCCGCGCUAG
Messenger RNA from Symbiodinium natans, 1266 nucleotides. The record is from the annotation of a GenBank genome assembly. Lineage: Eukaryota; Dinophyceae; Suessiales; Symbiodiniaceae.